Molecule: messenger RNA, 2505 nt
Organism: Venturia canescens
Lineage: Eukaryota; Metazoa; Arthropoda; Insecta; Hymenoptera; Ichneumonidae
Exons: 2
Source: RefSeq, a predicted model, not a curated record
UAUGGCUAUUCUCGAUCCAACCGGACAGUAUUGAAGGAGAGAAAGGCGGGAAGAUCUUCCUUCGCCGGAGCUAGAAGAGAGAAAUUUCAAAUUGAUCGAGGCAAAGAGGAAGGAAAGAUAAACGAGUCACUAGACAUCGUUUACGUGAUUGAAGGAACAGUAAAGCGGAAAUCAAGAGAUUCCAAGUCCUCUCCAAGGUCGCGACAUGGCUGGAGUUCUCGAUCCGACUGGGCAGUACUGAAGGGUCCGCCGAAAGGACCGAAGGGAAGGAGCAAGAAGAAGAACGAAGGAGGAGAAGAAGAAGAAGAAGUCGAAGAGCUGGCGAACCAAGAGUGCUUGAGGUGCCGGCGAGGGCGGAGGGGCGACCGUUGCAGUAAGCCUUACCGAGGUGGUUUUGCCGGUGCCGUUGGUGGUUGUGGUGGUUUUCGCGUCGGAGCCAGUACUAAUACCUCUGGCAGGUGCAACGACGAGCUUCUCUUUGUCGAUCAUCCUCAUCAUCAUCAUCAUCAUCAACAACAACAUCAGCCCGGAAGUACGAUGGAGAUGAUUCCAAACGUGAGAGGCAAAGAAGAGACAUCGUCUUCCAAUCUUCGAAGAUCACCGUGGAGUAUUCACAUUCGCAAAGGCAGACAUUCACCUUUGCCAAAUAUCACGACUAAGCGUAAAACGUUACGUCACCAUCGUCGUCCUUUUCUUCAAUUUCAAUGAAGAAUCCCUCACGUGUACUGCCUUCUUGCACUGCCUAUGAAAGAGAUGCUGACCACCAGAAACGUCACUGCCGACGCGCGGAGAGCGUGGACCUUCGUAUGCAAUUUUUCGCCUCUCUCUCUCUCUCUCUCUCUCUCUCUCUCCUUCAACUUUCGUCCCGCUCCUCGUUGUUCGUCGUUUUAGCAUCAACGGAGAAAAAGGAGAUCAACGAAGAUGACGCAGAUCCAGCGCCUCUCGUAUUAUAAUGAAUUUACAAACAUUUCAUUGUACUGACGAUCGCCCAACGACACGGCAAAUAUUUCAUUAAAAAAGGGAGAGAGAGAGAGGGAGCGAAGAAAUAUUUUCUUCACUGCCAUGGAAGCCAGGCCACACCACCCUAGUCGCAAAAUUCUCUCUGAGCCGUCUCUCCGCCAAAUCAUCAUUCAUGAAACAAUGAAAACAAUCGAGUGCUUUCAAUCACUUGGAGAUACUCAUACGGUUCGGAACGAAUGCUGAAGAUCAUUGAGCUCGAAAGUGGAAGGAACCAGCAGCACACAGAACGACAACAAGCAUCUGUCUUCCUUCUACUGACUUUCGAAGGCCCCACGAUGUCGUUCAACGUCACUGUUUUUAAUUUUUAUAAGUUUUCUCCCAUUCAUUAUUAUUAUUUUAUUAUUAUUAUUAUUAUUAUUAUUAUUAUUAUUAUUAUUAUUAUUAUUAUUAUUAUUAUUAUUAUUAUUAUUAUUAUAACUAUUAUUAUUUUUACUGUUUUUCUUAAUAAUAUUAUUGGUUUUGAUCCUAUCAUAACUUCGUCACCCUUUCACGAUUUUUUAUUGCUAAUAAUAUUACAUGAUUCAGAGUAAAAAAAUUUUGACUCGACACCCUUCUUAAGUGUUUAUCCCCAUUAGUCUCUGCGACAUCAGCAUUUUUCCGGAAUUCAUCUGUAAAGCGUUUUUAUUCUAUUAACAGCGAGAGGAAUGUUUGAAAACAAAAGAUCACAGUAGCUUCCCUCUUAAUAUAUUAUUACUUGUCUUUUUUUUCUUUCUGGUUUUUUUUCUUUUUUUUUUUAAUGUAACAAUUAUUCAUCACGAAUAUUGCCUUACGGUCGUAAUUUAAUCUCGAUAAUUUUCCCCUUCUCGCGAAUCGCGAACACAAGGAACGAUCCACGUGAUUGCGAGACGCGUGGUUAUUUAAAGACAGAGAUAAAAAAAAUUUUUUUAAGAAAAAAUUGAUGCGUCAAUACAAGAGCGUAACGAUUAUUCGUGACUUUUUAAUGCGGCAUACAGCAUUAAAGUCUCUGUUUUAAGUUUGAUGUUGAAUUGAAAGAAAAAUAAUAAAUCGUACUCUCAAUAAAGAUUUGAUUUGAAUUAUAUGUGAAGAAUGAUUCGUGUUCGUGAAUGUGAGCGUUUUGAAAAAUCGUGUUUGUAAGUGUACGAGUUACCAGAAUCGUCCGUUUUUUUUCUCAUCUUCGCCAAUCCGGAUUCCCACUCGACUGUUCAUUUUUUUCUCAUGUGAUUUUUUUUAUCAUUCAUCGGCCCUUUCCUAUUUUUACUCCUCAAGUCAACAAACGCGCGUUACCACCUGCAGCGAUUUUCCAAAUUUUAUGCUCAUCGUAUGGAUAGAAAUAAUUAGAAACUCUGCAGGCGCAUUUUACAAUGUUCGAGUGCCUCAGUGUGAAUGCGAUGAUGCUUAUUUUAACUUGAGAAUGAGAACGAGCACCGUUGAACCGAGAAAUGAAUAUUUCAAUAAAUAUCUAUAUAUACACGAAUAUAUAAUGGCAUAUGAAAUAUGAAAUAUAUUUUUGUACUUUGCACGUUA